Archocentrus centrarchus (flier cichlid) is the source of this 3983-nucleotide messenger RNA. RefSeq lists its product as uncharacterized. Bases 324 to 3983 code for a protein of 1219 amino acids. The transcript has 8 exons. The record is from RefSeq and is a predicted model, not a curated record. Gene Ontology annotation, molecular function: ATP hydrolysis activity. NCBI's taxonomy places the organism in Eukaryota, Metazoa, Chordata, Actinopteri, Cichliformes, Cichlidae.
AGGGGGAACAGAUGUUCACAGCUGAACAGAAUUUCGCAGAAGAAAUCUUUUGAAUCGUUUGGUUUCCCGUAUUUCUGGUCCAGUGGUGGAUCGUACGAGCACGAAGAGCUCCGCUGUGUACGGGACGCGUCCUUAUGGAGAAAAGUGGAAGUGACCACAGGAGCUAAAGUCCGCGGACACACCCGGAGAACAAAAACGGUCUCUGUGAUUUCUGCACGCAGUGAACGCAGCGCCACAGGGAUUGUUUGCCAUAUUGAAUCAUCAGUCCUGAACAGUGACUCAGCCUCUUCUUCAUCCUGAAAAAAGUUUGACCGGCCCCACAAAUGGAUGCAAAUGACUUACAAGGACCAAGGCCGUGCCACAGAUAUCAGGAAAAGUUAAAGUCAAAAAUAAAACAGAUGUCAAAUGAGUUUUGGACAGCAAGUAAAAACCUGUUUGAAGAAAACAAGACGCCUGAUCUGUCGUACACUUCACUUGUAUUAGACACAGAGGAGAGCGUUUCUCCAUCUAAAAUAAAGAAACUGAAGAAAACGAAAAGCAACCUGAUUCGCCCUAAAAAGCUGAGGACAUACAUCCCUGAGGAGAAAGCAGGCGUGUCCCUCAGUGACCUGCUGAAAACAGAUAGAAACAUCCUCUUGGUUGGAAAGCCUGGAAUUGGAAAGACAGCACUGACUCAUGAAAUGCUGAGACUCUGGGCAGAAAGAGAAACCAAUGAGCUUAAUUACAUGUUUUACUUUGACAUGAGGGAAACCUCACAGAUCAUGAAUGCCAAAAACUUGGAGGAUCUUCUUUUUGGUGUGUUCAGUGAACCAGAUGAAGGCAAAGAUGAGGUCUUACAGGAUAUAAAGAGAUACUCUGAGAAUGUUACAAUCAUUUUUGAUGGACUCACAGAUCUCUCUUCAUCAGUGGUGGAGAAGCUUCUAAAGAAAGAUCUACUUCCUCUUGCAAAGAUCAUCAUAACAUGCAGACCAGAUGAUGAAGACUUGUUUUCUGGAGAUUUUGCCAGAGUGGAGGUGAAAGGCUUUAGUGAGCAGACUAUAAAAACAUACUUAUCUGCAACAGUCGGUGAAGAACAGAAGAAGGUUUUGAGUAACUUGGAGUUGGUAACUCUUUGUCAUGUCCCCAUGUAUGCACUGAUGGUGGCUGCCUGCUGUUCAUCAGAGGUCUCUCCACAGCCAUGUACAAUAACUGAGAUAUACAUCAAUAUUGUUCGUUUAUGCCUUCAGAUAAACAGCAAAACAAGGAACAAAGAUCUAAAUUCCUUCAUCAGCACCAAGAGAGAAGAAAUUCUGUCUCUGGCUGAGGUUGCUUUUCUUUCAGCUGAAAGAAAAACUGUGAACCUGACAGACCUGCGCUGUGAAGACAGCUGUGUCCUCUCCUUCCUGAAACCUCUUCUCAUCAAGGCGGCUCCUACAGAAACAAUAACCACAUACGCAUUUCUCCAUUACACAGUGCAGGAGUUCUUUGCAGCUCUGUGGCUCCUGAAGAAUCCUGAUAAAAUCAGGGAUGUUCUUCAGCAGUGCCUCACAGAGGAGAAGAAGCACAUGAAACAUCUGAUCCCUUUCAUGUGUCGAUUGUUGAAUGAGAAGAGCCCGAGUUUGAUGAAGCAUCUGAUUCCAGAUCAGGACCUGAAGAAUACAUCUAAUUGGUUCUUCAAGGAGCUGAUAGACACAUUUCUUCCUCGUGUGUGUGAGCAAGCUGAGGCUGAUACUGAGGACAGUGGGCUCCAUGCUGACAUGCUGUUCUUAUGCCAGUGCUUGUAUGAGUCCCAGAGUCCUGAAGCAUGCAUCUACCUUCUAGACAAACUGAACUACCAUCUUGACCUCAGUGGAGAGAGUCUGGAUCCUUACCCUUGCUGUGCUGUGGCCUAUGUGCUCACUCAGUCACAGGAAAGGAAAAUAUGGCUGAACCUUAAAGACGCGAUGAUAUCAAAAGAAGCAGUGAGACAGCUGUUUAGAUGCCUUGAAAAUGUUCAAUGGUGUGACCCUCUGCCUCGACAGCAGUGGGAGAUUUUCCUUCUCAGUAAAGAGCAGAUAGACUUUGUGACCUUACUCAGACUUAAUAGAAAUCAGUUACGCCUUCCAGUUAAAGGUGAAAAACAGCUGUUUGAAAGAGCUGUGAAAGUGAUGCAGAGGAUGGAUACAAAGGUUAAUGUCUGCCUCUACUGGGACAGAGAAACUCCUGCCUGUCAGGAUCUGUGUGAGUCUCUGUUAGAGGCUUUGCCGUUCAUCAGUUCACUCAGUGUUGAUCCUAAGAGGUCAGAUCUUCAUGAAGCAGUCAGGUUCUUUGUGAAUCUCUUCUGUGCAGCAGCAGAGAGAGAACAGCAGACAGGAGAGAAGAUACUGGAGCUGUUAUCAUCAGUGUGCAGAUAUACAGGGUUCCCUGUUGAUAAGAGAAACAUGGAUGGAAAAUAUCAGUGUGAUUUCCUGCUGGAGCUGUACUCCCAUGUGAAGGACUGUGAGACUAAAACCGGUCUGAGUGUCCUUCCAUCAUUACAGUCAGUUUUCCAGUCAACUCCUGCAGUCUGGUCCAUAAACCUCUCAGAGAGAAAGACCUCCAUCCUCCUGGAAGUGCUGAAACUCCAUCCAAAGAAGAAACAAGUGGAGCUGACAGACUGCUCACAUGAAGAGAGUGAAGUGAGGAGUUUCCUUCAGUGUCUGCCUUAUAUCUCACAGCUCAGUGUUGAUCCUCAGAGGUCAGAUCUUCAUGAAGCAGUCAGGAUCAUUGGGAAUCUGUUCUGUGCAGCAGCAGAGAAAGAACAGCAGACAGGAGAGAAGAUACUGGAGCUGUUAUCAUCAGUGUGCACAUAUACAUGGUUCCCUGUUAAAGAGGGAAACAACGACAGAAAAUAUCAGUGUGAUUUCUGGCUGGAUCUGUGCUCCCAUUUGAAGGACUAUGAGACUAAAACAGGUCUGAGUGUCCUUCCAUCAUUACAGUCAGUUCUUUCAGCUCCUGCAGUCUGGUCCAUAAACCUCUCAGAGAGAAAGACCUCCAUCCUCCUGGAAGUGCUGAAACUCCAACCAGAGAAGAAACAAGUGGAGCUGACAGGCUGCUCACAUGAAGAGAGUGAAGUGAGGAGUUUCCUUCAGUGUCUGCCUUAUAUCUCACAGCUCAGUGUUGUUCCUCAGAGGUCAGAUCUUCAUGAAGCAGUCAGGAUCAUUGGGAAUCUGUUCUGUGCAGCAGCAGAGAGAGAACAGCAGACAGGAGAGAAGAUACUGGAGCUGUUAUCAUCAGUGUGCACAUAUACAUGGUUCCCUGUUAAAGAGGGAAACAACGACAGAAAAUAUCAGUGUGAUUUCCGGCUGGAUUUGUACUCCCAUGUGAAGGACUAUGAGACUAAAACAGGUCUGAGUGUCCUUCCAUCAUUACAGUCAGUUCUUUCAGCUCCUGCAGUCUGGUCCAUAAACCUCUCAGAGAGAAAGACCUCCAUCCUCCUGGAAGUGCUGAAACUCCAACCAAAGAAGAAACAAGUGGAGCUGAGAGGCUGCUCAUAUGAAGAGAGUGAAGUGAGGAGUUUCCUUCAGUGUCUGCCUUAUAUCUCACAGCUCAGUGUUGAUCCUCAGAGGUCACAUGAAGCAGUCAGGUUCUUUGCGAAUCUGUUCUGUGCAGCAGCAGAGAGAGAACAGCAGACAGGAGAGAAGAUACUGAAGCUGUUAUCAUCAGUGUGCACAUAUCAAACAUUCCCUGUUAGUGAGAGAUACAUGGAUGGAAAAUUUCAGUGUAAUUUCCGGCUGGAUCUGUGCUCCCAUGUGAAGGACUAUGAGUCUAAAACAGGUCUGAGUGUCCUUCCAUCAUUACAGUCAGUUCUUUCAGCUCCUGCAGUCUGGUCCAUAAACCUCUCAGAGAGAAAGACCUCCAUCCUCCUGGAAGUGCUGAAACUCCAACCAGAGAAGAAACAAGUGGAGCUGAGAGUCUGCUCACAUGAAGAGAGUGAAGUGAGGAGUUUCCUUCAGUGUCUGCCUUAUAUCUCACAGCUCAGGUAA